Molecule: messenger RNA, 4819 nt
Organism: Ornithorhynchus anatinus (platypus)
Lineage: Eukaryota; Metazoa; Chordata; Mammalia; Monotremata; Ornithorhynchidae
Gene: KCTD20
Product: potassium channel tetramerization domain containing 20
Exons: 9
Coding region: 366-1598 (410 amino acids)
Biological process (GO): positive regulation of phosphorylation
Cellular component (GO): cytoplasm
Molecular function (GO): protein binding
Source: RefSeq, a predicted model, not a curated record
GGGGAAGGAGGAGGAGGAGGAGGAGGAGGAAGAGGAGGAGGAGGAAGAAGAAGAAGAAGGGGGAUCCCGGGCAGUCCUGCAGCCCGUGACGUCAUGAACCCCGAAAUUUCCAUCGGACGAUCAGGUGGAAGAUGUGCCGCCCGGUCUCGGCGCCCCGGUACCUCUGUAACAGCAGCGCAGGGAGUUCGCACGGUCUUCCUUGCCCGAGAUAGAAUUUAAGGAAUCGAUUUCUACGUUUGGCCGACUCGAAGGCUGUUGAUUUUCCAGCUCCGGGGAAAGUCAGGAAGCCGGACCCACCUCCUGAGCCCGACUCACAGGCUCUCGGAAGAGAACGGUUGUUUCCCCGGGUGAGCGAGAGUGCCAGGAUGAACAUCAGCCGUGGCCUGGAGGGUGAGGGGACCCCGCCCCUGGAGUUCAGCCGCCCAGGGGAGAUGCUCCCUGCCGCGCCCCGCCAGUCCGAAGAGAGUCCGCUGACCGCCGGCGUCCGGAACAUGAGCCUCUCUGCGGGGCCGUGGAGCCACGAUCCUCCCGUGGAGCGACCCGCUCGGCCGGCGUUCCCCCAGCUCCCGACCGCCAGACCCCCCGCGGACGCCGCCGCCGUCCCCCAGCCCUCGGGCUGCCCGGCCGCCAGGAAGAGGAGCCCGGAAGGCUUCGGCCCGGCCGACAGGCACGCCCCGGAGAAGGUCACCCUGAUCGUGGACGACGCUCGCUUCGUCGUCAACCCGCAGAUCUUCACCGCCCACCCGGACACCAUGCUGGGCAGGAUGUUCGGCCCUGGGAGAGAAUACAACUUCACCCGGCCCAACGACAAGGGGGAGUUUGAGAUCGCAGAGGGGAUCAGCUCCACAGUGUUUCGAACAGUGCUGGAUUAUUACAAGACUGGAGUCAUUAACUGUCCGGAUGGAAUUUCUAUACCUGACCUGAGAGAUACGUGUGAUUAUCUCUGCAUCAACUUUGAUUUCAACACUAUCAAAUGUCAAGACUUGAGUGCGCUGCUGCACGAGCUCUCCAACGACGGCGCCCACAAGCAGUUCGAUCAUUACCUCGAAGAGUUGAUCCUGCCCAUCAUGGUGGGCAGCGCCAAGAAAGGGGAGCGCGAGUGCCACAUUGUCGUGCUGACGGACGAAGACUCGGUAGACUGGGAUGAAGACCACCCUCCGCCCAUGGGGGAGGAAUAUUCCCAAAUUCUUUACAGCUCCAAGCUCUACAGGUUCUUCAAGUACAUCGAGAACCGAGAUGUGGCCAAAACGGUCCUGAAGGAGCGGGGGCUGAAAAACAUCCGCAUUGGCAUUGAAGGCUAUCCCACCUGCAAAGAGAAGGUCAAGAGGAGACCCGGAGGCCGGUCGGAAGUCAUCUACAACUACGUGCAGCGCCCCUUCAUCCAGAUGUCCUGGGAGAAGGAGGAGGGGAAGAGCCGCCACGUGGACUUCCAGUGCGUGCGCAGCAAAUCCCUGACCAACCUGGCGGCGGCGGGCAGCGGCGACGACGGCGCCCCCGAGGACCGGGACCUGGGGCUCCCCCACCCGCCCCAGGUGGACGAGUUGGACCGCCUCAACGCCCCCGCCUCGCAGGGGGCCCCGGGAGACUUCCCGGACUAGCGCCGCCCGCCUCUCCGGCCUCCUCCGCUCGGGGUGCCCGUGGGGGCGGAGGUGGGCGAGCCGCAUCCCUCCCCUUCCCCCCCCCGCCUCACCAGAGGGUCCCCGGCCGGUCCGGACCGGGACCCUCAAUUGGGGGGAAGCGGGAGAGGAGAGAGGAAACCGCUCCCCCUCCCCCGAGAGAGCCCUCUGGACCCCUGUGUCUGUUGGCCGAGGGAAUCGCGGAGAAGGAAAAAAUCGGGCUACCUCGUGCGAGCCGGGAGAUCCGGGCCCCCUUCCCCCCGGACACCCCGCCUCCAGGGGUCAGGCGCCAUUUCCUCUGGGAAGAUCCCAGUCACACGGGGACCAGACAGAUCGAGGCCGUGACCCGGAAAGAGCGGAGAGGACCCGGCCCCCACCCCCCGCGGCGAGCUUCGAAAGAACCGAGAGCAGUUAUCAGACUGAAACGUUCCAGGCCAGUCCUCGGAGGGAGCUUAACUGGUUUUUUCUGGUCGGUAAAAACGGAGCCCCACAGAGACCGUUCGGCGGCCGGGGCGGGCCGGGCGGGUUCUGCCGGCGGUUGGUCACGUUCCUCUGGCCCGGCCUCGGCCGCCUGCCGCCGGGGACCCGGACCGACUCUUUUUGGAACCAGAUGGGACUCUCGAGCCGGGGGAAGAGGGAGACCGUUAUAAAGCACCGUGCGGCCGGGGCUCGAGGGGGAGAGUCCCGCUGAACUCCCCCCGCCCCCACAAUGGGAACGGCGGCCCAGUUCAACCGAAAUCUGCAGCCGAUGGCACUGGGUACCCCCCCGGCUUGUCACUGCGAAGGGCCAAGGGAUGAGCCACAGGCAGCCCACCCGGGGCUUUCCGCCAGGUGGGGUGCGUAUCCACUAACCCCUCCCUCCCACGCAGAAGCCUGUGACCCAGGGUCUACCUCAGGGGUCCCCAGGGAACUACGGGACCUAGGGAGCAACUCCAAGUGGGGCCGGGCCCUCACUCGUUCCUGCCCGGGGAGGGGGACUUGAGGCAAGAGCAGGUCUGAGACACUCGGCCUGCAGCCCCUCAAAGCUCUCUCCUUGCCCUUGCCAAAUCCGGUCAAUGUCCCGCAGGGAGCUGGAUAGGGCACGAUGGACUCAACCCUGGAGUUGAGAAAAGGAGGGGCUUUCGUUGCUGGGGCCUGGGCCUGGGACGGACGCCACCCUGUCCCCUCGCUGGGCCAGGGAGAGGGGAGGGUGAGAAAGGGCAGGAGGAGGGGACUGACCUCGAUUAGUGUUCCCUCAGAGUGCCGUCCUCGCCCUUCUCCCCUGGCGACAACUGUUGCUCUAGAGCAGCCAAGCGGCUCGGUCCGGGAAGACAUCAAAUUGGGUCUGCCCAGCUUGCUGUUUCGGUGUCACUUGGGGGUCCCGGGACCCGUGUGCUAAUCCAUCCUGGCCUCCAGCCAGCGGCUGUUGCGUGGAAGUGGGGCGGGGGAAGGUUGGAUUUACAGUGAAGUAAGAUACAUUAAGGUGGGUUCCAACUGUACGACCGGCUCUUCGGGCACCAACUUGGAACGUCCCAAACGCUCAGAGUUUUGAUUUUCUUUGACUUUUGCACAGAAAUGUUGCCGGCCCUCACUCCGGCCCUUUGCCCGAGGAGAACUGAAGCCCGAGAGCCAGUUUUCAGCGAAGAUCAGGGUAGGCAAAACUCUGUGAGGAGCGUUCUUCCCGACCUGUUCCCUGAAGAGACUAGAAAUUCCAUAAGGGGAAGCCAAAGACCCCCCAUCAGAGGUAGAGGCCCUACUACUCAAUGGUCAGCCCUCUUCCCUCCUCGCCCAACACACACACAGACAAUAUAUAUAUAGUAAUAUAUAUCUCUAUAUGAGAGAGAUAUAUAUCCAGGUGCUCUUACCAGGAAGGUGUUGGUGAACUCACCCAAAAUACUCUUCACUCCUGCCCCCAGAGGGACCAAACCACCAAGUUUCCACAAGUAAAUGACCUUAGAGGGUUCAGAUGGUGGUACCUCCCGUCGUAGGCAGCCGGAGAGUACGUUCUCCCCGCAAGACUGAGAACGGGGUCCCCUGUCUGUGGCCCCCACAGUAUGCUGUCCCGGAGAGAUCCCUGCCCUCCGAUACCCAGUGAGCGUUCACACACACAUACGCACCUCUCUCUCUGUCGUAGGUGAACUUCACCAUCUGAAGUGUCUCCUUCCAAUCCGAGGGAGGAGUCUGUAUACAGAUAACUGGGAGGAAUCGGGCACUUACCUCCCCUUUGGUCACUGAGUAGCCAGCACACUCACCCAGAGGUCGCAUUCUCAUUUGUCGACGACUCCACCGGCGACUUGUAUCCACCGGGGUUUUAAGUCCCAGCUCUCCCACUGUAGGGGUGGAAUCGGCCUGACCCAUUCCCCGGGGCCCGAUACAGCCUUGAAAAUGACUCGUACUCACCUGGGACAAGUAACGGUGCCAGGUGCAGGGAGAGACCCCCACCCAAGCCCCAACCUGUUCCAUCCCUUUCACUGCGGACUCCUCGUAAGACUUGACGCUGUGCCAUUACUGUCCUGGGGCAGACCAGAGGUCCCAACCUGCCCAGUAUUCGCUCCCCUUCAGUAGUCCCGGGAGGCUCAGGACGUGUUGGCUGCCUCCUUGGUCAUCUAUCCUGCCGAACCAUCCGGGUUAGACCAUCUGUCGCUCCCAGACUUUACCUCUCCAUCCCUCACUUACCUUGUAGAAAAUGGGUACGUUUAACCUCUACUCAUCCCGGAGGCUCAACGUUCAAAUCCCAGAGCACUUAAAUUCCUGCUCUCUGCUUCUGGGACACAGGGAUGCUGGGGGACCGUCAGAGUCCAAAACGGACAUCUCUUUAACUAGGUGCUUCCUUUCGUGCCCUCCCGGGGCCGGCUGCCGUUGCAGAAAAGAUCUGCGUUCUUAUUUUCAACCAUCUGCGUUUGUGUAUUGUAAUAUUUUUAUGACUUUUUUUUAAUUUGCUGCUGAAGUGUCUAUAGUUCUCCCCCUCUCGACGUAUAAUAGGUCUUCAGCCGCUUAAGAUCAAGUACGGUGAUGCCCUUAGCGAGCUAGAGGGGCGGGUGGUUGUCUGUAAAUAGUCUCUGAUCCUCAUCUGGGCGGGUCGACAUCUUCGUCUUUUUCCCAAUUCGUCUCGAUGCGGCUUAAGUGAAGUUUUCUUUCCAAGUGCCUCAGUCCUGUUGAUGGAGCUAGGUGGAGAAGGGCUGACUUUUUCAAUAAAAUAUUUUGUUCGCAUCGAUUUUCCCAGG